AUGAAAGAAUGUCAAAUUAUCUCAAUGCCACCCAUCACAAUUCCUCCCCCUUUUGCUAGACGAUUCUUGAAAAUUGGGGAAAAUGCUAAGUUCAAAAAAUUCCUUGAUAAAUUUAACAACCUCUCCAUUAACAUUUCUUUAAUAGAAGCAUUGCAAAAUAUGUCAGGGUAUGCUAAAUUUAUGAAGGAAUUGGUCUCCAAGAAGUGGCUUGUGGGGGAUGAGACAAUAGAAGUGACACAUCAUUGUAGUUCUAUUAUGUCAAGCAUGAUGGCAAGAAAUAAGAAAGACACUGGUGCCUUCACAAUUCCGUGUACCAUCGAAAUGUUUAAGUUUGAAAAAGCCCUGUGUGACCUCGAGUCAAGUGGAAAUUUAAUGCCAUAUUCCAUUUUUCACCAGCUCAGAUUAGGGAAACCACAACCCACCAUAAUGAGAUUGCUCAUGUCCAAUCGAUCCAUCAAGAAACCCAUGGGAAUACUUACUAAUGUGCUAGUUAAAGUCAAUCGGUUUAUCUUCCUGGCCGACUUUGUGAUCCUUGAUUGUACUUUGGACCAUAAAAUUUCUAUUAUUCUUGAAAGGCCAUUGUUAGCCACCGAAAAAGCAUUGGUAGAUAUUGAAUACGGAAAGAUAAAGUUUUGCCUAAAUAAUGAAGAAUCUUCUUUUAAUAUAUGCAAGUCCAUGAAACAACCAAUGGAUUUACAAGUCAUUUCGAUAGCUAAUACCAUUUAUGGUGAGGUGAAGAAUUAUGUCAAUGUGAGUUUGGUGGAUGAUCAGUUGGUAGGGAUUUUGUGGAAUUGUGAAAGAGAAGAAAUUGAAGAUUUUGAUGAAUUAGUUGCAUCUUUAAUGGGACUUGUAUCUUAG
Molecule: messenger RNA, 858 nt
Organism: Capsicum annuum
Lineage: Eukaryota; Viridiplantae; Streptophyta; Magnoliopsida; Solanales; Solanaceae
Exons: 1
Coding region: 1-858 (285 amino acids)
Source: RefSeq, a predicted model, not a curated record